AUGUACCACGAGCUCACCUGUCGCCAGGCUUUUCUCUCCCCCCGCAAAACCCUCUUCUCCUCAACUUUCCUUCCCUCUCCCUGCCAACCGUCGCUGCAACCACGCCUGCUCUCCGACUGUUCCUGCUGUGUUCCCCACAACCCCCACCCAUCCUCCGCCAGAGCGUCCGCCUCCUCCUUCUCUCAAAACGGCGCCUCUUCUUAUCCGCCUUACCAGCAACCCCCGUACCGCCACCAACAACCCUCUUUCCCACCACCCCUCUCCUACCCGCCUCCGUUCCCCACCCCAUCACCUUACCCUCACACCCUCCCGCUACCGUCACACUCGUUUCAACCGCAAGCGGCGUCGGCAGCAUGUCCGCCCGGCGUGGCCGUGUUCUGGGACUACGAGAACUGCCCCGUGCCCGUCGGCGCCGACUGCGCUGCGCUCGUGCGCCGCCUGCGCGACUUGGCGCGCGCGUUCGGCGCGGUGCGGAGCGUGCGCGCGUACGGGAAGCCGGAGGAGGUGCAUGCGCGCAUGGUGGGGAAGAUGGGCGCGUGCGGCGUGGAGGUGGUGGCGGUGGCGGCGGGCAAGGAGAUGGCGGACAAGGCCAUCAUCACGGACGCGCUGCUCUUCGCCCUCGACGAACGAGAGAUGAACCGAGCUGUGGCGCCGUGCGUGGUGGUGGUAUCAGGCGACGUGGGGUUCGCGGGUGUGCUGGCGAAGCUCACCAACCGCGGCGUCACCACCGUGCUGCUCGCGCGCCCGCGCAAGAACGGCAGCAAGGGCAAGCGCGGCACCAUCCCCGCGCCCCUCGCGCAGUCGGCGAUGGUGACUCUUGACUGGGACCAGCUCAUCGCCGCGGGGGACAGCGGUGCCGCCGGGGAGAACGGGUGGAGGAGCGGCAAAGCGGGCGACGAUGGUGGUGUUGCUGAUGCGGGGAAUGGGGGUGCUGCUGCUGCAGUUGCGCGCGGUAGCAGCAUCUUUGGGGGUGGGAGGGAGGGCGAGGAGGAGGUGCAGCAGCGGCUGCGAUGGCUGGAGGAGCGCCUGCGCCACGUGGAGAGGGGCUCGGCGAGUGGUGGGAGGGACAGCACGACCAGCAGUAGUAGCGCGUGUGAUGGGGCGAGUGAAGCAGCAGGUGACGCAGGUCAAGACAUGACCCCCGCAGGCAGCGCCCAAGCUGUACCGCCGCCGGAGCUCAAGGCAGGUGAGGCAGCGCCGUCCCACGCAGAGGCAGGAGGGGCUCCGCGCAGGGAGUCGUGGGCGGAGGUGAUGGCGCGCGCCCUGCCCGUGCGCGCGCCCGCGGACGUGCUGACAGCGCGCCUGCGCGCCCACAUGCUUACCACGCUCGCCGCCCACGGCGCUGUGACCACGUCCGCCCUGUUCGUGGCGUACCAGCGCGUGUGGGGGCGCCAGCUGCGCCUGGCGGACUACGCGCUGCGCGACGUGAAGGCGCUGGUGGCGCUGCUGGCGGACGUGGUGGCGGUGAGCGAGGGGUGGCCGGGGCAGGCGGCGCGCAAGAAGAUGAGCGUGGAGGCACGCGAGGCCAUGGCGCGGCGAAGAACCUUCUCCCUCGUGCGCUCGCACGGCAACCUGCGCGCGCUGGCGCUGGUGCAGUCACGGCUGCGCUGCGUGGUGGUGGCUGUGCUGCAGCAGCACGUGGCCCGCGCGGAUGCCGCCUACGCUGCUGCUCGCUCUGCACGGGGCAGCAGGAGUGGGGACGGCGUGGGGUUGAGUGAAGGCAGCACUAGUGGCAAGGAUGGGAGCAGCAGGAGCGAUACAAAUGGCAGUGCGAGUGUCAUCAGCAGCGGCGGCAGCGGUGGCACAAGGGGUAAUGCACGCGACAGGAGGGCGAGCCGGUGGAUGGCGGUGGAGGAGGUGGGCGCGGCGGUGAGGCGCGCGUGCAAGGAGAGGCUGGGCGCGGUGCUGGCCCGGCACGGGUACGGGCGAGACGCCUUCUGCAACGUGUCUGAGAAGGCGCGGCUGGUGGCGGUGCUGGCUGACAUGCCCGACCUCGUGCGCCUCAAGAAGCUGCGAGGCGCGGGGGGCGUGGUGCUGGUGGGACUGGUGGCGGGCGCUGAGGCGGACCCCCUCGUGGCGCACCGUGGAGAAGGGGAUGAUGAGCUGGAUGAGGGGAAGGAGAGCGAUGAAGAGGAGGAAGAGGACAAGGAGGAGGAGGAAGCGGAUAUUGGGAGGUGGGUGGUAAGGGAGGCUGUGAGGAAAGGAGGCGAGCGGGGCAUGUUGGGUGAUGGAAGUGAGGGCGAUUGGAGUGAGGAGGGGAGUGAUGGAGAGGAAGGGGAGGAAGAGGAGGAAGAGGAUGAAGAGGAGGAAGAGGAUGAGUGGUGGGAAGAUGAUGAGGAGGAAGAGGAGGAAGAGGAGGAAGAGGAAGAGGAAGAGGAGGAGGAAGAGGAGGAGGAAGAUGAGGAGGAAGAGGAGGAAGGAGAGGAGGAGGAAUAUGAGGAGGAGGACGAGUAUGGGUUUCUGGCAACAAGGGAUAUGUACGAGGAAGAGGAAGAAGAGCACUCAUGGCAGGGCAGGGAGGCGACGGAGGGCAGGGGGGACAGGGAGGGCAAGGAGAGCAGGAAGGGCAGGGAGGGCGGGGUGCAAGUAGCAGGUGGGGGGCGCAUGGGGGAGGAUGGUGGCGUGGUGGGUGGGCGUGGCAGCGCAUACAGUGAAUGGGGCGAGAAGGCGGAGGGCGAGAGCGCGCAAGAGCAGGGCAGCAGCGCGGGCGUAGGGGCGGAGCAGGCACAUGGAGCCUCGUUUGCGCGUGGCGAGUGCAGAGCAGGGGCAGCAGGCGGUGGGGGUGUGGAGGGAUACCGUGUGGUGGCAGGGUGGCAGGAGUGGCAGGGCGAGGAGGGCGAGGAGUAUGCAUACUAUGCGGGAUAUGACAGCCAUGAGAGUGAGAGGGAGGGGGAUGGAGAUGCUCGUAUGAAUGGUGCACUGCAUGCGCUGUAUCACCCGCCUCUCAUUGCGCCCGUGGAUGCUGCACCGUCAUCUUCACCUGCAGUGUCACCUUCACCUGCAGUGUCACCUUCACCUGCAGUGUCACCUUCACCUGCAGUGUCACCUUCACCUGCACCGUCACCUUCACCUGCAGUGUCACCUUCACCUGCACCGUCACCUUCACCUGCAGUGUCACCUUCACCUGCACCGUCACCUUCACCUGCAGUGUCACCUUCACCUGCACCGUCACCUUCACCUGCAGUGUCACCUUCACCUGCACCGUCACCUUCACCUGCAGUGUCACCUUCACCUGCACCGUCACCUUCACCUGCAGUGUCACCUUCACCUGCAGUGUCACCUUCACCUGCACCUUCACCUGCCCCUUCACCUGUCCCUUCACCUGCCCCUUCACCUCCCCCUUCACCUGCCCCUUCACCUGCCCCUUCACCUGCCCCUUCACCUGCCCCUUCACCUGCCCCUUCAGCUGUCUCUACAGCUGCCCCUUCAGCCGUGCAGUCCGCCCCGCGCCUUGCUCGCCUUGCUCGCCACCCACCCCACCCGCCUGCUGCCUCUGAGCUCGCCCAGGGGGACGUGGGUCAACUGUUGCAGCACCACGCACACCCCGCUCCCCUGCACAAGCCAGACUGCCAUGCCCAACACUCCCCAGGUGCUGCCCACACCACAGCGUCCCACGACCCGCUGUGGCCCGCCGUGUUUGCCUCCUCGUGUGCCCUGCGCUCGCCCCUCGAGCUCGCCCUCCUGCGCUUCUCCCUCCGCACUCUCACUCUCCUCGCCGCGCGCGGCCCGCUCCCUCUGGCCGGCAUGGCUCGGGAGUUUGUGCAGCGCGGCUGGUGGAGGCCCGACCCUGCUCAGGUGGAUGUGGAUGCGCUGGUCAGGCCGAUUGCCACGGUGGUGCGUGAUUACAAUGAGUACUCAUAUGUCGAAGGAGGUAGAGCGGUGGGAGGAGAGGAAGGUGCGGCGGGGGGUGAGGGAGCCAGUGUGGUUGGUGUCGCAGCCACUCGUGAUUCUGGUGAGGGUGGUAACUCUGGUGGUGGUAAAGCUGUGGCUGCGGCUCCUUGGGUUGUGGGAGCAGCGGUGAAUGGGAGGGGAUGGGUGCAGCGCGAGCAGAGGCUGGCAGUGGCUGAGAGUGAGAGGGCGUUGCAGCUGCUGAGUCUCGUGCAGUCUGGGCUGCGCCGUGUGGUGCUGGGGGUCAUGCUCACACACGGUGCUGACUGGGAUGCCCCCCCUGCUCCCAGUGAACCCUUUGAAAAGGACAGCUUCAGACGAAGCAGCUGCAGCAGCAGCAGGUGGAUGUGGCUGGAGGAGCUAGCAGGCAGGCUAGAGGAGCACACUGGUCAUUCCCUGCCAAGCCUGCUCGCCAGGCAUGGGUACGGCAGCCGUGCCUUCCCCAGGUGGUCCGUGAAGGCCCGGCUGGUGGCACUGCUGGGUGACAUGCCUGACCUCGUGCGCGUGGGUGGCGGAGAGGCGCUGCUGCCUAAGGCGGAGGUGACCCAGGGGGAGCACAGGGGCGCACUGAAACACCAUGACACAAACAUGUGCGAGGGUGAGCGGUGGAAAGAUCAAAGUUAUGAGGAGGGUUUUGAAGCAGUGGGAGAGAUGAAUAUGUGGAGGGAUGGGUGUGUGGAUGACGAGGAGGCGGCUGAGGAGUGGUGGCUGGAGAUGGAUGGCGGGGAAUGGGCCGACAGUGAUGACCUGGGCCUGCGGCACUGCGGCCUGGUGGUGGUGCUGGCAGGGGGUGCUGAGCUGGACCCGCGCUUCAAGACAUGGCACGUGCGCAACGAGGGCAGGUGGGACGGGCGCGUCUACUCCAUGGCUGGGCUCAGCCUCGGGAUUGCCUCCGCGCUUGCUUCUUCUGGCGGAGGUGUCGAACAAAGGGUGCAAAGUGAUAGAUUCAAACGUGAGGGGAAGGAUAAGGUGUGGGGAAUGGAUGGGAUGGGGUAUGAUGAUGGUCUUACGAGCAGAGACGGUGUGAGGGACGAUGUGAUGGAGCGUGUGGUGAUCCAUGUGAGUGAGUGGGUGGUGAAUGUGCCGAAGGGAUUUGACGUGGAGAGAGUGGUCGAGAUGGAGAGGAAGUGGAGGGAGGAAGAUGCGGAAGUUGAAUCGCCAUGCGCUAGCUUUCCCACAAUGCUCAGACGCGCUGCCGCCAAGGGCCCACCGACUGUUACCGCGGAAGGGGAGGCUAGUUUUGCGCGCUCCACGAGGAUCGCCUCUUUCUUCGGUGUUUUAUUCCUACUCGUGGUUACCACGUCUUGUUACACCAAUCGGUACUUCGCUACCGUUUCAGAGGAUUCCGUUCAUCCAGAUGACCUCAGCGAUCAGGAAUCCAUGUCGGAAGCUACCGUCAAAGAUAGAGAUCAGACGUUUCCGACAGUGGAGGCGAGUGCGACGGAGAAGCUCGCAUUCCUCUUCCUCACGCGAGGCCCGCUCCCCCUCGCGCCGCUGUGGGACCGAGUCUUCCAGGGCCACGAGGGGCGGUACUCCGUGUACGUACACACGUCCACGCCCGGCUUCGCCUUCCCGCCGGACUUCUCGCCCACCUUCCGAGACGCGCUCAUCCCAGGCGGCAAGGUGGUGUGGGGCGACUUCUCAAUGGUGGAGGCGGAGAGGAAGCUGCUCGCUGCUGCCUUCUUCGACCCCCUCAACGCCUUCUUCGCCCUCCUCUCUGACUCGUGA
Molecule: messenger RNA, 5616 nt
Organism: Closterium sp. Yama58-4
Lineage: Eukaryota; Viridiplantae; Streptophyta; Zygnematophyceae; Desmidiales; Closteriaceae
Source: the annotation of a GenBank genome assembly